AUGAAACGUCCAUUGUAUAAAAAACUUCUCUACCUUGUCACCAUCAACGCUGCUUUGCUGUACUCCAUCCAACAGUGGCCUAUAAAACUCCUGACAAGUUACUCCAACCAGAAUCUCAACUUCAUGAAUUUCAAUGAUAUUAACGAAAAUAAUUUGACGGCAAUAAAAUCCAUCAAACGAUUUGUAGUUAAGAAAAUACUGAUUGACACAAAUGCACUGGCCUGCUCACAUGUUCCUCGACCGUCCAUUGAAGAUGUUGAGAUUACUGAGGGUAGGUGGCAAGUAGACAGGCAAGGUUAUGAAAAACUCUACCUAUACUCCUCAUUUUACGACGACAGGCCUCUAGCUGGCACGCUCCCAACCAUUCGAGUAUUAACGAUGGCCACAAACGGCAAGCGAAUGGAUGUGUACUGUCACGUCUGGUUUGACGAUUAUUCAGACGAAGCAUUCGUCAUCAGAGCCGACGUGCAAGAAACAGGGAUGAACUCUUUUAUUUAUGAAUAUGUCGGUAGAAUCGGAGAGUUCACCAUUUCUUGUCAGUUACCGUUCAAGUAUUUGCACAUCACCGAUGAUCCGGUUUUAGUUCGGAAACUAUAUAAUUCAAGUUGCGAUGAGUUUUUCGAUGAGGUUGAUAAUGAGAAUGAGUUGAAAAUUGUUCACACUGAGCAUGAAAAAACUCUGCUGGUCUGCAACAAGCGUAACAUAAAUGAAAAGAAACAUAAAUUCAUUCCGAGAUAUGUGUCGUUAAGUAGGGGAGUACUCUGCAAAACUCCGAAACAACCCAAACAGUCACGAGGAUUUAACCAUCUCGAAAAAAAUUUUUUUUAUCAUUAUCAAAAGCAGCAACACAACCCAACGUCACCCCAUCCCGUUAAUAAUGUCACAAAAACCAUCUACCUCACUACGCUUCUGCCGGUUUACUACGACUUCCACGAGGAACCGCUACACGAGUUCUCAAUCUGCGUAGCGAACGGACACGACCGAUACGAAUCCUACCAGUUGCUUGAGUGGUUUGAGUUCUACAAACUUAUGGGCGUCAAAGAAUUUUAUCUCUACAAUACAAGUUACAUCGGAGUCGAAUCUCUCUUCAAGUAUUACCAAAGUAAAGGAACAUUGCUCAUGUCUCAGAUACCGCAUCCGUUAGGUCUCGAGCCGAGGGAUGAGAAAAAGAUAGAAAAAAUCCGAAACUUGCGAACUAUCUCUUUGAACGACUGCAUGAUGCGCAACAUGUACCGGUCCAAGUACUUAGUAGUUGUUGAUCACGACGAGUUCAUCGUCCCUCGCGGUGACGUCACUAACUUCCACGACCUCCUCUUGAGAGCGGAAAAAAGAGCAAAGGAACGGGACAGGCCGGUAAUGUCUUACGGAUUUUUAAACACGUACUUCUUCCUGUCGUUUAAGCCGGAUAAAUACAAAUCAAAUAAUUUCCGAACAUUUCGAUUUUUAUACCGAACCAUAUCAUUGCCGCCAUAUACAGCCUCAAAGUCAAUAUUAAGUCCACUGUAUUGCUUCAAUCUUAUGAACCAUUAUUGCUACACGAGGCUGCCUUUAUACAAUGGGUCUAUUUCAAUUUUCGUCUCAGAAGACCUGGCCCUCAGUCAACAUUAUAGAUUCUGUGGGAAGUUUUAUCUAUUUGAGACUUGUACUCAAUUGCAUAAUACAAAAAUGAGAGACGAGACCAUGUUGAAGUUUGAGAAAGUCAUUAGAGAAAAUGUUUACAAAGUUGCUGCAAUGCUUGAAUGA
Molecule: messenger RNA, 1743 nt
Organism: Helobdella robusta
Lineage: Eukaryota; Metazoa; Annelida; Clitellata; Rhynchobdellida; Glossiphoniidae
Exons: 2
Coding region: 1-1743 (580 amino acids)
Source: RefSeq, a predicted model, not a curated record